This is a messenger RNA of Platichthys flesus (European flounder), 4543 nucleotides long. It is a transcript of the gene gpr146, whose product is annotated as G protein-coupled receptor 146. Lineage: Eukaryota; Metazoa; Chordata; Actinopteri; Pleuronectiformes; Pleuronectidae. The transcript has 2 exons. Gene Ontology annotation, molecular function: G protein-coupled receptor activity. The record is from RefSeq and is a predicted model, not a curated record. The coding region runs from base 346 to 1347 and encodes 333 amino acids. Gene Ontology annotation, cellular component: membrane. Gene Ontology annotation, biological process: G protein-coupled receptor signaling pathway.
GGUCACGUGUGUACACAGUGUCGGGCUCCAGCAGUAGUAAAGUCUGCCGCGGCUCUGCCUCCUUUUCACAACGAGCCUCGUCCGCCGGAAAAGUUGCCGAGCGAAGUGCUCGGAAAUGCGGUGAGACGGACCCGCUUUGUGAAACUCGCCGUGUUGCGGAGGCGACUUGGAGCCGAGGCGCGUGAUUUCUCAAUCUGCAGGAUGUGUGUUUUUGGAAGGAAACGAGCGAGAAAUGCGAGUGGAAACGCUUCGUCCGAACCUGAUGCGCCCGUAGGUUUGUCACCGAGCCAAGUCCGUACGUUCCUGUCGACCUGUUGAGUGCUUGACCUGUGUCAGAGCCCAGCGAUGUGGAUCUGCAUGGUUUACAAUGAGACGGACACCAGCGUGGACUUCCGCCUCUGCCAGGACUUUGGCCUCAUCCUGUCAGUCUUCUCCCUCGUCUACCUCCUGGUGUGCUUUCCACUGGGGCUGUGCUACAAUGUACUGCUGGUCGUGGUCAACCUCUCCAACAAGGUGUCCAUGACCAUGCCCGAUGUGUAUUUUGUCAACAUGGCCAUCGCGGGCAUCGUGCUCAGCCUGGUGGCGCCCGUGGAGCUGCUGAGCUCCACCUUCACCCGCUGGCACUUAUGGGAGUACAACAACGAGGUCUACAUCACCCUGCUCAUCCUCUUCAACAUCUCGUCACUGGUCAUCAUGUAUUCCACCACGCUGCUCAGUUUGGACUACUAUAUAGAGCGAGCGCUGCCUCGCACGUACAUGUCCAGCGUGUAUAACACAAAACAUGUGUGUGGGUUCAUCUGGGGCGGUGCAGUGCUCACCAGCUUCUCCUCGCUGCUCUUUUACGUGUGCAACCACAUCUCCACCAAGAUGGUUGAGUGCUCCAAAAUGCAGAACAAGGAGGCGGCAGACGCCAUCAUGAUGUUCAUCGGCUACGUGGUUCCGGCUGUGGCCGUCCUCUAUGCCUUUGUGCUCAUUUUGCGCAUUAGAAAAGAGACAACGCCUCUUGAUCAGGACUCCGCUCGCUUGGACCCUUCCAUCCACAGGCUGCUGCUAGCCUCAGUCUGUGUGCAGUUCGUACUGUGGACCCCAUACUACAUGACCCUGUUGGUACACACUGUAGCUGGUGCGCCGGGGUACGUUAGCAAUGCACACUACCUACCUACCUAUUACUUCUUGAGAUGCGUGUCCAAACUGCUGGCAUUCUCAAGCAGCUUUGCGAUGCCUCUCAUGUACAGGCAGAUGAACAAAAACUUUUCCAACAAGCUCCAGCGGCUGCUCAGGAGGCUGCACUGUGGAGGCCGCUCUUGCCCUCACGAACGCUCAAACGUGCAGCAAGUGGUGACGUGAGGUCAGCCCCUGGAAGAUCAGUGAGGCCCCCUCCCAUUCCCCUCCCACUUCCACCUCAUAGCCUCGCCGGCACUUAAACCCCACCUGCCCCCACAGAGCCAGUAUCUGACUGCUGUCCCUCGCUGCUCUGGACUGUGUUAAGAGCGACCUAGCCGACUGGGGAAUUGCCUGUCACCUUCCAAAACUUGAUCUGAUAUAUAUAUCCUCCACUGCAGUGAGAGGACAAACCAAGCAAAAAACCACUAAGUGCUGUUAUUCCUUGUCACAGAGUGAAGCUCUCCACUAAGAUAUUCUGGCUUCUAGUUUCAGGGCAGUACUUUUGGCAGAAUCAGCCAAUAACGCAAAGUAUCCUGUUAGCAAGGGACUCCGAAUCACUAUACCUCGGCACUGGGUGUUCUUUUGUGUUAAGUUGUUCUCUGACAGCGUGCAAGUGUGGCUAAUGCAUGACAGCCUGAAUUUCACUGGUAAUUGAGAAUAUGCUAUCAGAUACAGUAUAUUUUUAAAUGUCUUUAGUGUUUCCCUCCAGCAUGAAGCUACCACCACCACCCCCCACACACACACAAGCAGGAGCAGUAAAGCUUUAAACUUAAAUUACGAAGUGACGCCAAUUUGUUUUGUUUCUGAAGAGAACAUUCUGCGGAUGGCGGCUGGUAGCAACCCUCCGCAGCUAAUGAACUCGUGUUGUGUGUCAACAUUGCAAAGCACCGCUCGGCGCUGCUGGUGAAGAGCUCUGUCUACUGCCCUGAAGCUACAGGCCUUGAUCACUUGAAAGAAAAGACAGUUCUACCUUUGCAGAGCUGAAUUUUCCUUUUUACUUAAAUGCGUGGAGAGUGAUUCCUCAUUAUCAGUGCAAAUGCUAUUUACAUUUCAUAGGUGAAGUACAGUUGUUCAUGUACUCUUCAAGAUAUUGUAUCUUCUUUAUUGAUACCAGCACUACCCUGUAGCUAUAAGUAGGCGCUAGUUUGAAGACAUGUUCUCAUUUCAUUUUUUUUCUUUUAUAGAUUUGAGUUCUGAGGUUUUGAUCCACUCACAAUCAGAGAGAGAUUAUUCUUGCAUAUGUGAAGCUCCACGUUAUGAAAUAUAUAGUGUACACAGCCACACCACUUGGAAGAGACACAUGAAAUGCUCAUAUAAAGCUUUUAUUCAGGUUUCAGACAUAACCGGUAUACCUCUCUGCUGAAAUCACAUCACCUGCUAUCCACUCGCAGCUCAAAUCAACUCAUUUGAUAAAAAGAAAUCCACUCAUUAAUCUGAGUUGAGAGCCUCAGCUCAGUGUGUGAUUUGUUGAAAUGUGUUUUGCAUCUGCUGGAGUUAUGCAUGCGGUGUCACAUUGGGUCAGUCAAGUCCGCACAGAGUCACAGAGAAGACCCCGAGGAGGAGGUGGAAUGCACUUUUCCUAAAAUGCAUGCCCUCUUAUGAGUGGUUGGGAGGUUUUGUCUAGGUGGAAAUGUGUCGCCUGACUGGGUCGCUCCACAGGCACCAUAAAAAAAAAAAAAAAAAACCUUCACUUAAGUAUGAAAUACUCACCUGCCAAGCACCUAUGAACAGCUUGUUUGACACAGAAGUAGAGUUUUAUCUGUAAAUGCUGCUUAGAUGCAUCAAGGUUAACUGCACGUUUUUUGGCAAAAGCUCCUUUGCUCUCUUGCCGGCCACUAAGUGAAAAGUGAACGGACAAUUCUAAUAGAAAUAAAUCCCAGUUAUACAAAUGAACAAUAAAAUGUUGUUCUUGCAUUAUGAGGUCUGCGCAUUUAGUUUAUUUUUUAUUCGGCUUCUGAAUGAGUUUAUGAAUCAUCCUGUGAACAGAUAGCGAUGUGGGGCUGAAGGUGACCACAUUGGUCAAUCCCUCUAACAGUCAAUGAUAAUCACUUAUACAUGUAAAAGGUUGAACUUUAGAAACAACUGGCUUUGACUGUUAAAUGCAAUGGAUUUCACAGUAAUUGAAAGCUUGUCAUAGACAUGUGCAGUAAUUAUUAAGAUUAUAAUAUAAUUUUACAUUCACACAUACUCACAAACCAGGAAUAUUUUGUCUUCUAGGACUGUGGUAUGAAACAGUGUCCAACAAUUGACUCUUCGCUUCAAAGCUCCACCCUCUCUUAUGUGUAUCUGCAAUCAGCCAGUAGGAAGUGAGUGUUUGUUUUCAACUUAAACCGUGUGUUUACUUUAAGCGCUUCAGUAUCUGCUGCCCCCAUUUCUAAAGAAAAUCACAUAUUUUGACUCAGUUAAUCAUUAUUUAGCCUCAGUUCAAAGUCCUGAUGCUCACUAUUUAUUUAAGACUGGGAGUCAAAACAGCACUAUGUCAAAUGAUGAGUGGUGUGAAAUGUGGAAAAGGUAGUGUCCAUUUUAAGACAUGUCCAUGUUGUUUUUUUUACCAAAAAUUCAACUAAUACCUAAUCAGUAGGUCACUUACUGACGCUUGAAUUGCAGCAGACAGAAUCAAAUGUUUCCUAUAAUAUCAUAAUUUAAUCCUUUGGUAUUUUUCUGCAGAUUAAAUGGACAAACUUGAUGUAAAUUUGCCUGUAAUUUCAUGACAAUGCAUCGUAAUAGAAACAUUGGAAAUAUAGUUAUUUUGAUUUCAAAAUAUUUUUACACCUUUCAAUGUAGGUCAGAAUUUGCAUUUGGGACAAUCAUGGGGAUUUUAAAGCGAUGUGAAGAGAUAGGACCAUUGAACUUCAUCAUGUUUACUGCACCACCAUGAGUCAAAUUACAGAAAAACCUUCAUGAAAUAUCGAAAUGAUCGGUCUCUGUAAUAAUUAUCAGCCACCAUAAAUUGACCAACUGCACCAUCUUCACAACUGACAAGUAAAGCUUGAUCAAAGUGGGUUUGGAAUCACACGAGUGCUCUGUCUGUCUUGGUUUGGUUUCUUAUUUCAGAGGGGCCAUACACACUCGCAUCAUUGCAAAGAAAUGUGAGUGACUACCACUGAGCUCAGUUGAAUAGGCCGAACAGUUUGAGUUUUCGAAUGUAUGCAGAUGUAUUUUAACUGGCAAAACCGCAGAGGUCGAGUUUAAUCCACUUUUCAGAUGUGAUGCUUUUUACGACCGUGUAUGGAAGUGUAAAUAUCAUGUGUAUAUAUGUUGUAUGUGAGAGAUUUCAAGUAAAAAAAAGCAUACAGUAUCAUUUUUUUGAGAGAUAUAUUUAGAUUCUGUAAGUAAUCUACCCAACUGAGUCAAAGACUGAAUAAACAAUAAACUAACA